Molecule: messenger RNA, 1654 nt
Organism: Papilio polytes (common Mormon)
Lineage: Eukaryota; Metazoa; Arthropoda; Insecta; Lepidoptera; Papilionidae
Gene: NC2alpha
Exons: 5
Coding region: 134-1150 (338 amino acids)
Biological process (GO): negative regulation of transcription by RNA polymerase II; positive regulation of transcription by RNA polymerase II; transcription by RNA polymerase II
Cellular component (GO): nucleus; negative cofactor 2 complex
Molecular function (GO): RNA polymerase II general transcription initiation factor activity; transcription corepressor activity; transcription coactivator activity
Source: RefSeq, a predicted model, not a curated record
UCGUAUAUAAAUGAAGUAGGCUGCGAACGUCUCUCUUUUAUAACCUCAAAAAUGCGCGAGAAGUAUCACUCAGAGAUGGCGAAGUGAGUUUAUUUUUAAUAUUAAUAAGUGUUUAAGUGAACGGAUCAUCACCAUGCCGUCGAAAAAGAGAAAAUACAACGCAAGAUUUCCCGCGGGUCGAAUUAAGAAGAUUAUGCAAACGGAUGAGGAAGUGGGGAAGGUUGCACAUGCAGUGCCGAUCAUAAUCUCUCGUACAUUGGAGCUGUUUGUGGAGUCGCUGCUGUGUAAGGCGAUGUCAGUCACGUUGAAUCGCAACGCGAAGACUGUCAGCCCGUCACACUUCAAGCAAUGUAUCCUGGCGGAGUCCAGAUUCGACUUCCUCAGGGAUCUGGUGAAGAAUAUACCAGAUGUUUCACCUGCAGAUGAAAAGGACAUGAGCGCGGAGAGUUCACCCAAUUCUUCUAGAUUUCCAGACGCAGCUCAACCGCCUCGGAGGAUAGCAAGAGAAGAUUCCACCAGUUCUAAUAGUUCCGAUAUAUCGCAACUGUCUCAUCAUAAAGAUAACCUCAAAAGAACUUAUUCAGAAACCGAAGUCACCCGACAACGGAACGAAACAAUCACUUCCACAGAUUCUGCUAUAGACUUAACUAAGAAAGAUGGACCCAAACAAGUUAGAAUAGCAAAUUUCUAUCAAGAAACAUUAGUCGACGAACAUCCUAGCGUUAUCACAAUCAAUCCAACGUACGCGAGCCCUCAGCCUUCGACUUCUAGUUACGUAAAUCUCACUAAUGUCGAAGGUAAUAAGGUCGAAGUUACCGUGCCAAAGCCGAAACAUAAGCCAAUGCUUUAUGUAGAUGUUAAAAAUAACAAACCUAAAACACCGACACCGCGAACACCCGUCACUCCAGUACUGAAUAUAGACUUUACUAAAAAUCUAGCCAAACCAGAGAUCAGAGUUCUUGAUACUGCGGUGGCGAGUAUCGUCGGAGUGCCAAAGAAUGAGAAACCUCCGAAGUUACAGAGGCGAAACUCUAAAGUUAAACUUGACACGAAAAAGUUUGAUCCCAAACCUCUAAUUCAGACCCCGCCGGUUGAUAUCGACCAUUUGAAUUCCGGUAAUUUACAAAUUGACGAAGACUAUGAUACCUGAAUAAGUAAGUUUUGUUUUAUCUUGUUUAAUUUGUUGUGCUAUGUUUUAGAGGGUAGACGUGAAAUUUGUUAUCCAAUUAAUUCUUAUAUAUCACUUAUAAAUAACAUUUUUAUAAAAUUAAUUAACAAGAAAUGUUGUCUAUCUUAAAAAUAUAGUUUUUAAAGUGAUAAACAGUUUGCUCAAAAUAUUUCAACUACCCACAUUGAAUUUGCAACGAAAUAAUUUAAGGAAUAAAAUCUCUGAUAGCUUAAAUAAUUGCAAAGUUAUGUUAAGUAUGUGGAGUAAAAUAUAUUUUCGACUCACAGUAACCGAAACGGAAUCUUUUUUAUAAUAUAACUAAAAAUGCAAAAUAACUUACCGUAUUCUGGGAUAAUGACGUAAUUUCUUGUAUUAAGGCGAUGCAAUAAAGAAGACAAAAAACGCCUAUACUGGUUUUUAAUUUUCCCGGUCAGGCUAUGAAAUUGUUUUUUUUUUUAAUUAUUACAGAUAAUAUUGGCAACACUG